AUGGGGUACAAUGCCGAACUCAAACGUAAUUUGAGCAUGUUCACCAUCCUCGGUCUAAGCUUCUCCAUCAUCGCUGCACCUUUCGGUCUCAGUACUGCCUUCUCUAUCGCCCUCACUUGCGGAGGACCGAUCACAAUCCUCUACGGCUGGCUUGUCGUUUCUAUCAUCUCGCUUUGCAUGGCUGCGUCGCUCGCCGAGCUUUGCUCCAUGUACCCCUCGUCUGGAGGGGUAUACGUCUGGGCAGCGUUCGUCGCAACGAAGAAGUGGGCUCCUCUGACCUCUUGGAUUGUCGGCUGGGUCAGCCUUGUAGCCAACUGGACGCUCUGCCUGUCGAUCAACUUCGGAGGCUCUCAACUUAUCAUGGCGGCGAUCUCGCAAUUUCGAGGCAACGAAUGGGCUCCAGCUGCGUGGCAGACUAUUUUGACCUUUUGGGCUUGCAUGGUCAUCGCUGCUAUCGUCAACGCCUAUGGCGUCAAAUACAACUACCUCGACCGCCUCAACACGCUCUCAUUCUACUGGACCGCAGCCGGAACCAUCAUCAUCGGCGUUACCAUUCUCGCUCGUGCCAAGGACGGCCGCAAGGACGCCGACUUCGUAUUUGCAGGCUGGGAAAACACCUCUGGCUGGCCAGAUGGUUGGGCUUUCUUCGUUGGUCUACUCCAGGCCGCGUACACUCUUACGGGCUACGGAACAGUUGCUGCGUUGUGCGAAGAAGUAGCUGAGCCCGAGAAGCAAGUACCCAAGGCGAUCGUAUGGUCCGUGGUAGCGGCGAGCAUUACCGGAUUCGUGUACCUGAUUCCGGUUCUUUUCGUCCUUACCCCGGACGCGGCAGAUUUACUUUCAGCUGCAGCUGGACAACCAAUUCCCGUUCUCUUUUCAUUAGCCACCGGUUCACCUGGAGGUGGGUUCGGACUUCUCUUCAUUAUCCUUGGAGUAUUCGCAUUUGCGGGAAUCGGCUCGCUCACGGUUGCACUUCGCUGCACCUGGGCAUUCGCACGAGACGGUGCCAUCCCAGGCAGCAAGUACUGGGCCAAGGUCAACAAAUCGCUCGAUCUACCGCUCAACGCCCUCAUCCUAUCAACCGUCGUGGUGUCCCUCCUCGGGUUGAUCUAUCUCGGUAACACGGCAGCGUUCUCUGCCUUCACUGGUGUCGCUACCAUUUGCCUCAGCAUCAGUUACGGUAUCCCGAUCUGUGUGGCCAUGUUCAGACGCAGAGUCAUGUUGAAGGAAGCGCCGUGGACGCUGGGGAAGUUUGGCUACGUGAUCAACAUGGUGACGUUCCUUUGGAUUAUCUUGGCGACGGUGCUGUUCUGUAUGCCCACGGUUGCACAGCCGGACGCGACUACGAUGAACUACGCAAGUGUGGUGUUUGCGUUCUUCUUUGUACUGAGUGCCGGCUGGUGGUUCGCUUGGGGCAGCCGUCACUUUGCGGGACCUCUUGGCGCUGCUCCAGAGGAGGCGGUGAAGAACAUCAGUCCGAACAACCACCAUGUCCAUGCGCAGGAUGCUAAGCCGACGGUGGACGUUUCCAGCCAUGGGUCGGAGGAGAAGUAG
Pseudozyma hubeiensis SY62 is the source of this 1554-nucleotide messenger RNA. RefSeq lists its product as hypothetical. The transcript has a single exon. Gene Ontology annotation, cellular component: membrane. NCBI's taxonomy places the organism in Eukaryota, Fungi, Basidiomycota, Ustilaginomycetes, Ustilaginales, Ustilaginaceae. The record is from RefSeq and is a predicted model, not a curated record. Gene Ontology annotation, molecular function: transmembrane transporter activity. The coding region runs from base 1 to 1554 and encodes 517 amino acids. Gene Ontology annotation, biological process: amino acid transport; transmembrane transport.